Messenger RNA from Linum trigynum, 2773 nucleotides. The record is from the annotation of a GenBank genome assembly. NCBI's taxonomy places the organism in Eukaryota, Viridiplantae, Streptophyta, Magnoliopsida, Malpighiales, Linaceae.
GAUUGCUCCCAAGGCCUCUGUCAAGUUUUCUUACGCCUCGCACAGUCCCACCAUUCUCAUUCCCAACAGCCUUUCCCGUUCCAGUUCUUGUUGAUUCGAUGCAUGAUAUUGUAGUCAUCGAUAUGGAUGGAUGUGUGGAAGUUUUGAUUCAUGGAGUUUGCAAUAAAAUUUUGGAGUUGAUGCUUCAUUUUUAAUGGAUGGAAAUUUUGGAGUUUGUGUUGUUUGUUUUUGUGAUAAUUACGUGGAAGGAAUUUCCUUUUUUCAUUUUUUAUAAUUAUAAUUUUUUGUGAUAAUGAUGUGUAAUUUCUAAAAUUUUAAUUUUUUAAUUAAUUUUUUAAUUAAUUUUUAUUUGCCACGUCACAUAUUUAACGGUCAACUGUCAGAGUUGACCGUCACGUCAGUCAAAGUUAACGGAGGUUAACGGAGAGUGACCGAACUUGAACUGUUCAACUAAUUCAAGUGACUAUAAAUGGAAUAAAUUAAUUUGAGUGGCAAACAUGAAAUUUUAUAGCAAUUCGAGUGACCAAACUUGCAAUUAAGAAAAAAAAAACUGAAUUGCUAUUCGUCGCCCUAAAAUUUAAAUUUAUCGCCCUAAAAUAUACCAAAUUGACACUCUCACCCUCCGGUCCCAUUUUAUCCAAAACAAACAAUCCCUUACCUUGCCCAGCCCGCCGAGCUAGUCUGUCCUGCGGGCGCUGCUGUCAUCGGAUUCUUCUCUAGGCAGCCGCCCAAUUCCGCCCGAUCGUCAUCGGUUCUCUGCUUCUAUUGUCGGACGAUCCCAAGCAACAGCGCAGCAGGAAGAAGACUAUAUAUGAAGGACUAAAUUCCAAAAAUGAAAAAAAAAAUAUAAGUAGGAACCUGUUUCUCAAGUUCCCUUGCACGUGUUUCUUCUUCUAAUGAUGGUGAUGAUUCUGAACUCGGCAAUUAUUGGAAUAAUUCUAGGUCGAAAAGUAAUUAAGAAUUUUGGGAAUAAUUGAAAGCAAGGGAGAAAGGGUAAACGAAGGCGGAAGAAGGAGGCCGCCGUCCCUCAGUCCUACUGCUGAGUAUUCUUCUCUCCGGCCCACUGCCCACCUCAACCGACCACCGCCGCUUCCCUACUGCUGCUGCCGGAUUUUACUAUUGGUACCAAGCUAGAGGAAGGACACGAAGGAGGAAGAAGGUUUUAGGGUUUAGUUUUUUUCCUCUGUUUCCAGACAUGUUGAAACUCUGUCUCCGUCGAGCUUGGGACGGGUUCCUGAUCUGUCUCAACGAUGAGAAAGAGAGAAGAGACUCAGUUGAAGGCAAUAAGGAGGAAGAAGAAGACAAGGCCAUUUGAGUCAUUUUAAUAAAAUUUAGGGCGACGAAUAAGGUGUUUUAGGGCGACGAAUAGCAAUGCCAAAAAAAAAACACUAAGAGAGGUGCAUUUUUGAGGGAGGAGGCAUGGGAAAAUUUUCGAAAUUCCAAAAAUUUCGAUUUUCCCACCCAAAGUUCCGAAAUCAAACCGCCCUUUUGUUUCGUAUUCCUGAAAUUCGAAACCCCACACAUUUUAAAACCCAAAAAGAAAUUACCCAAACACAGUAUUUCCCGUUCCUGAAGCAACUGUUCGUCCCUUCUACGCUCUCCCCCCUUUUCAUCUUCUUGUUCUUCCUCGUAUCCAAGUCGCUGAUUCAGGUAAAGUACACUGUUUCUCUCUCUACAUCUGUCCCCUUUCCGCUUCUCGUCUUUGUCUUUCGAGUUUGAAUGGCCCCAGAUCUGAAAUUCACUAAACUUGGAGUCGUCGGAGAGUAAAAUGCGGAAGUCCUUACUGCAGAUAUCGCUUGCCGUAUUGAAUUUCGUUGGUUCAACAGAUCCGAUUUCUUGCUGCUGGGUUUCUGUUGAAAUCCCAAAUCUGACUCUUCUCUUCUUUUUGGUGAGAAGCCGAUGGCAGGAAAAGGAGGGAAAGGGCUUUUGGCAGCGAAGACCACCGCCGCUAACAAGGACAAAGAUAAGGACAAGGACAAGAAGAGACCUACCUCCAGAUCUUCUCGCGCUGGUAUCCAGUUUCCUGUUGGUCGAAUUCAUCGCCAUCUCAAGCAGAGGAUUGCUGCUCAUGGCCGAGUUGGGGCUACUGCUGCUGUGUACUUGGCCUCAAUCCUCGAGUACCUUACUGCUGAGGUUCUUGAGCUUGCUGGGAAUGCAAGCAAGGACUUGAAAGUGAAGAGAAUCACGCCCAGGCAUCUCCAGCUGGCCAUUCGAGGAGAUGAGGAGCUCGACACGCUCAUCAAAGGUACCAUUGCUGGUGGUGGUGUCAUCCCUCACAUCCACAAGUCUCUCAUCAACAAGACCAGCAAGGAGUGAGAGAGAGCUCUCUCGCUUUUGUUUAUCUUUUUCUUGUAGCCUCUGUCAAGCUGGAACUAGGGCUUAGUUGUGUGAAGCUAUUAUUAUGUUGUUUAGGGUUAAUUUGUCAAGUCUUCUCUGAUGUUUCAUUUGCUAGUGUUCUUCUCAUGGCUGUUGGUGUAGUAGUACAUAGAAUCUUUAACCUGUAGGGUUGUACUUCUAGACUAGAACUGGAAUCUUCUAUUUCGGUAGCAGGUACUUCUGUUUGGAUUGUUAAGUUAUAGAGGUUGUCUUGACUCUGUUCCCAUAACUGUUGGUCUGCGACUGUUAUGAUUGUGUGCCAAGUUCAUGGACCAUAAGCAUGUUUUGCUGCAUCAAAUCGUCUGCUUUUCCUUCGCAAUUUGCUCUCAGUCAAUUGAGAGCAGCCAAAUUAUUCGCUCAUUUGAGGAGUGAAUUAAAAUAAAAAUGUGAGAUUUGA